AAUUCUUCAUAGGUGUGCGUAAGAGGACUAAACAUUUUCAAAGGAUAUUUGAAAGAUCCCGUUAAAACAGCUGAAACCAUUGAUAAAGAUGGAUGGCUUCAUACUGGAGAUAUUGGAGCGUGGAUGGAAAAUGGAGCUUUGCGAAUCGUGGAUAGGAAGAAGCACAUUUUCAAGCUUGCUCAGGGAGAAUAUAUAGCACCAGAAAAAAUUGAAAAUAUAUAUCUUACAAGUCAAUACGUGGCUCAGAUUUUUGUUCACGGAGAAAGCCUAAAGUCCUGCUUAGUUGCUAUCGUCGUACCAGAUCAGAAGGUAGUACAGAACUGGUGCAAAAUAAACGAAAUUGAAGGUUCAUGGAGUGAAAUCUGUGAAAACAAGGCUGUUAAAAAGAUGAUUUUGACAGAAAUAACUGAUCUGGGCAAGAAAGCAGGGCUGAAAUCUUUUGAGCAGGUCAAAGACUUAUAUCUCCAUCCUGAGCUUUUUACGAUCGAUAAUGGCUUGCUGACACCAACCCUGAAGACGAAGAGGCCAGACUGUAGAAAAUUCUUCAUGCCUCAGAUAGCUGCCAUGUACAAAAACUUAGCUUAAAAUUACAGUUCAAAUACAAAGACAUCAGCAGAAAUCAAGAAACACAGCGUAAAAUUUGGUAACUUUAGGUCUGAUGUUUUACCACAUUUGUACAUACAAAUAAUUUUUUUUUUUUAAAUCACAAAUACAUUCAAUACGAUAUCAGUUAUAUUUUUAAGUUCCGUUGUCUGAAGAAUCACUGUGCUUCACAUGUGGAAUAAAAUUUACAAUAAAUGACUUAUCCUAC
Stegodyphus dumicola is the source of this 811-nucleotide messenger RNA. Its product is annotated as long-chain-fatty-acid--CoA ligase 1-like. Gene Ontology annotation, molecular function: long-chain fatty acid-CoA ligase activity. The record is from RefSeq and is a predicted model, not a curated record. NCBI's taxonomy places the organism in Eukaryota, Metazoa, Arthropoda, Arachnida, Araneae, Eresidae. Gene Ontology annotation, biological process: fatty acid metabolic process. Gene Ontology annotation, cellular component: endoplasmic reticulum; membrane.